Molecule: messenger RNA, 708 nt
Organism: Lentinula edodes (shiitake mushroom)
Lineage: Eukaryota; Fungi; Basidiomycota; Agaricomycetes; Agaricales; Omphalotaceae
Product: TPR-like protein
Exons: 6
Coding region: 1-708 (235 amino acids)
Molecular function (GO): protein binding
Source: RefSeq, a predicted model, not a curated record
AUGACCGAGACUAGCGUCGAGGAACUUCUCAGGUAUGCGGAAGAAUUGAAGGGCGAAGGGAACGACCAUUUUCGAGCUCGAAGGUGGGAAGACGCGUUGGCCGCCUAUCGCUCCGCUCUUGGCAGACUUCCCAAACACAAGCCUAUCCCAAAGUCAGAGCGGAAUGUAGACAUAGAUGAACUCUCGCCAGACCCCAAUUCUUCUGGUCAAAGUUCGAACGAAAGUCCAGUAAGGAAUGAGGUCGAUGAAACGCCCCUCACGGAGGAAGAAAUGCAGGUAGCCAAAGCUCGGUCCGUGUUGAAUGCCAACAUUGGUGCUUGUUAUGUCAAGUUGGGCGAACAUAAAGAAACCGUGAAUGCUUGUACUGCAGCCCUUCUCGAUGAUCCACAUUAUGUCAAGGCGUUACAACGACGUGCGGCUUCAAACGAACAACUAAAUACAUGGUCAUCAUUGUCCUCUGCACGGGAAGAUUAUAACACGCUGCUUAGUAUUCUUCCAAAAUCUUCAAAGGAUUCAAAGGAAGUUCAGCGGUUACUUCGACUCUUACAGCCUCGACUAGAGGUAGCCCAGAAACAAGAAACUGCAGAGAUGCUGGACAAAUUGAAAGGCCUAGGGAAUAAUAUCUUGGGUAAUUUUGGUUUAUCGACUGACAACUUCAAGUUUAUUCCGAAUGGACAGGGUGGAUAUUCGAUGAAUUUCAGCCAGUAA